Molecule: messenger RNA, 1146 nt
Organism: Galleria mellonella (greater wax moth)
Lineage: Eukaryota; Metazoa; Arthropoda; Insecta; Lepidoptera; Pyralidae
Exons: 8
Coding region: 32-994 (320 amino acids)
Source: RefSeq, a predicted model, not a curated record
CAUUGUUCCAAAGAUCUCAAGCGGUCUCAAAAUGAAGGUAUUCGCUGUCCUUGUCUUCGCUAUAGCUUCAGUCUCCGCGUUAGGAUCUGGGCCGUACCUGCCCAGUGGAUGGAGACCUAAGGGUCCAGCGUUUUACUUGCCAUCUGAAAUUCAACAGAGAACUGAAGAGAAUCCGCUAAAAGAUGUGAUAUUCCAAGAAUCGGAGGCGUCCAGUUCCGAUUUCUUACGAGAAUAUGGCCCACCCAAGAAUGAAGAAGUCAUCCAAGAUAUCACAAAGCAAAAUUUACCUGAUGUGGCCACAGAACAAGCAUUCGCUGUGAUUGAAACUAGAUUUAAUGGAGAAAUCAAAGAAAAUAGCGAUGCUGUGACAGAAAAUGCCGUAGUUGAAGGCGAUGCUGUUGGUACAGAAGGUGGAGAAGUUGCUGUUACAGAAUCUCAAGUACUCGUUGAAGAGAAAUCUACAGAUUCUGUCUUAGAAGCAUCUGUAAAUGUUAAUGCACAACCAGAGAUUCAAGGAAAAUCUGUUAAUAUUGAAAUCGAGACUUCCAUUGCAAACACUGAAGAUGCAGUCCAAACAGGAGUUGAUGCUACAGAACGUGGUGUAGUUAUACAAGAGACAGGAGUCGUUAGCCGUGGAGUAAUUGGUGCUGUAGAAGGAAGAAUAGAACAAGAAGUUAAGACUGUUGUUGAAGGAGUGAAGAAUAUAGAAGAAGCUAUUAUUAAUAUUAAAAAUGAAGAAUCACUGCAAAGGCAAAGUGCCCAAGAUGCAGUUGGCGUGAGGAAUGUGGUAGAUAACUCUGGUUCCUUGGCUCAGGCUCCUGAAGGAUUUUUAGAGUACGGACCGCCUGGUUUCAGGGAGUAUGGCCCACCGAAAGAAGAUAUCGUUCCCCUGUCUGCAGCAGUAGAGGACAGACAAUCAGCAAAUCAAAUUGAGAGCAACGAAACAAGAAGGAGACGUUUUUCACCAAAAUUUAGGACCGCUAGGAAACAUUGAAAAGAAGUUUGUCCUGGACGAAAAUCUGCGAAUGGCGACAUGGAAAUUGUGAUAUACCUGCUAAAUAAUUAAAUAAUAAUUGUGCACAUAAACAUUAACGUAUUAUAAAAUUAAAUUGCAAUAAAACUUAAUAAAUGACAGUAAUUAAAAAC